Cajanus cajan (pigeon pea) is the source of this 1447-nucleotide messenger RNA. Its product is annotated as harpin-induced protein. Gene Ontology annotation, cellular component: plasma membrane. The record is from RefSeq and is a predicted model, not a curated record. Lineage: Eukaryota; Viridiplantae; Streptophyta; Magnoliopsida; Fabales; Fabaceae. Gene Ontology annotation, biological process: defense response to other organism.
UUAGUGAUAGACACUGGAGAGAGGAGAGUGGAGAGAGAGAAUAAGAGUAGAAAUCGAAAUUAAGGAAAUAAAAAGGAAAAUAAAAAAAGAGAAGAGAUUGGAAUAUUGGUGAGGUGGAAGCAUCGAGUUUUGGUUCUGGGUACCUAUCUCUUCUACUCACUCUUCUCUUUUCUCUCUACAAAGCUGCUUCUUCUCUCAACCCCUUCCUCUCAUCUCAUAUUUUCAAUCCCGCAAUUCCCACUCACAUUUUACAUAUUUUUUUAAUUAUCAAAAUUAAAAUGUCCGACCCAACCUCCAAACCCAACGGAAACGGCGCGCCCGCCACCAACGGCAACGCCGGCCCCGUCAAGUCCCAACUCUACAACCCCAACCGUCAAGUUUACCGCCCGCAGUCGCGCUACCACGGGCGCCGCCGCUCCCACCGCAACCUCUGCUGCUGCUGCUGCUUCUGGACCAUCCUGGUGGUGCUCGGCGUGGCGCUCCUCGCCGCCAUUGUCAGCGCCGCACUGUACGUACUGUACCGUCCCCACCGCCCUGAAUUCUCCGUGACGAACCUCCGCAUUGCGAGGAUGAACCUGACGACGCCGUCGGACUCGCCCUCGCACCUCACCACGCUCUUCAACCUCACGCUCAUCGCCAAGAACCCCAACAACCACCUCGUCUUCUUCUACGACGCAUUCUCCGUGACGGUGUUCUCGAACUCCGUCCCCGUGGGAAACGGCUCCGUGGCGGCCUUCUCCUCCGACAAGAACAACCAGACGAGCCUCCGCGCGGUGCUCUCGGGGUCGCAGGAUCUGGACACGGACUCCCUGAGCAGCGUGAGAUCGGGUCUGAAGAUGAAGAAGGGUUUCCCCGUUCAGAUUCAGAUGGACACCAAGGUGAAGAUGAAGAUGGACUCGCUCAAGAGCAAGAAGGUCGGAAUCAGAGUCACCUGCGACGGAAUCAGAGGCACCGUUCCCGCCGGCAAGACUCCCGCGGUUGCAUCCGUCGUCGACUCCGAGUGUAAGGUCGAUCUUCGAAUCAAGAUCUGGAAGUUCUCCUUUUAAAAAUGCAACUCUUUUUCAUUCAUUAUUAUUGCUAAAUUCGUUAUUAUUAUCAUCGAUCCACAUCAAUCUCAAUAAUCAAUCCCUUCUCUCUCUCUCCCUCUCUUUUUCAUAAUUUCCCUGGGGGAUGGAUUGAUUAUGAUUAUGGUUACUUUACUUAUCAUGCAAUGUGCUCGAGUUUCUUAGAAUGUGGUCAGAAGGUGAAAUUUGUAUUGGCGAAAAAAAUGAAUUUUGAGCUUGUAUUCUUGUAAUAUGAGGAGAUAUAGGGCAGAAGGCCCUAAGUUUAGUUUUUUUUUUCUUUUUUUUUUAAUUUGUCAUUGUAGUUUGUUGCUGCAAUUUGUUUCAAAGUUCUUACAGUAAUGCAACUGAAAAUUAAUACAUGUGGGUUUUGAAAUCUUACUCCU